AUGGACAGAGAUCUGAGGUCUCGCAAAACACCCAGAGCAGAUAUUGGUAGCACCGUCACAGCUGUUCUGGACACACGACCGCAGUUUGAAAGUGUAGAGGGUGCUGAGGCAACAGUCUUAGUGGAUGGGACGCGGCGUAGAUUAAAUAGUCGCCAGUCUUCUGCGGGCCCGGCUAUCCUGCACCAGCGAGGGAAGAAGUCUGAAGGAAACUCCCCCAUACAGUUCCACGACGGCUAUUUGAAUCACCCUGGUCUUUUUUCCGUAGAAUUAGGCUUUUCCACGGCCUCAAUUAACUACGAGGGUCAUCCAAGCGCAGAUGUGGUUGUACCUCAUCGUUAUAGAAAUAACUACGAGCUCACAGAUGCUGAGGAUGCACAGCUGAUCACGAUGAUGGAGCGGGAGUUUCCAGAAUAUCAGGGCAAGCUGACCAAAUCCAUCUCUGCAUCCUAUGACUCUGAGACAUUCCUCAGUCAAAACUGCAGCAGUAUAUUCAACGAGGCUCUCAGGCCGUCUAUUGACAUACACUCCGUCUGUGAGCCUUUAGACAGCAUAUCUCUGUCGAGCUCCAUGAACUCUAUGUUCCACGUAGUCUCUCAAGACCACACAAGGGCCUGUAAUAGCUCCAUUGGAGAUGACAGCCUGUUGCGGGACCAUCGGGGACCUGCUGCACGCAGCACCACUAUACUAUACAAUGGAACACGCCAAAAGAGCCAGCAAUCUGCCACAGCGUCAAGGCAACACAAGUCUGCUAAGAUCUUGCAGUAA
Giardia duodenalis is the source of this 765-nucleotide messenger RNA. RefSeq lists its product as uncharacterized. The transcript has a single exon. The coding region runs from base 1 to 765 and encodes 254 amino acids. Lineage: Eukaryota; Fornicata; Diplomonadida; Hexamitidae. The record is from RefSeq and is a predicted model, not a curated record.